CGACACUAUUUUGGAAUUGAUUAAAAAAUUACCACGGUUUUAAUCGCUAUUUUGGGGGGGAUGACGUUGUGAGAAAUUAUUCAAAACCAAAAUACUUUUAACAGUUAAAUACUUUUGUACGCAAGCUACCUGUCAAUUAUCUCCCAUUGAUUAUAAAUACCUUCUAAAGAAAAUGGGAAAAGGAAAAAAUGGAUUGCCUGACAGAUGGCUGGACUAUAUAUCAAUUGGACAGGAAAUCCGAGGAGUCCCGAUUAUUGCCUGCAAAGUUCCUUUGAGAGAGGACCUGCUUCGCUGUUCUCUCAGACGAGAGCAUUGGUUCACGCCCGACAAUUUGGUGGAAAUGGUGCCUAACGUGGGCUGUAUCGUCGACCUCACUGCCACUAGUCGAUAUUACAAUCCGCAGGUUUUCAUCGAACGCGGGAUCCACCACGAGAAGAUCUUUUGCGCAGGACACGUCGUCCCGAAAUCAAAGACAGUGAGAAGAUUCUUUCAGGUGGUGGACGAUUUUCUUCACAACGUCAAUUCCCGAGGCAAAGUUUUGAUGGUGCAUUGCACGCACGGGCUCAACAGGACUGGCUAUUUGGUGUCGAGGUACAUGGUGGAGCGACGAGGAUUUCAACCGGCCGACGCCAUUGCAGCUUUCAACGAGGCUCGCGGUCAUUGCAUCGAACGUGAAAACUACCUUGAAGACCUCCAUGGAAGGAGCACGUGCACCGACCCUGCCCCGCUCUAUCAAAAUAGCGGUGCGGGUUAUCACGAUGACGACCAAGCUUGCGCCAGUUACGAGCAUGAAGAGGAACGUCCAACCUCGUCGAAUGGUUUCAACCGUCACGUUGGCCAAACUCGCAGAUGGCAACCGAAUGAGCAACCGCCUUUCGCCGGUCAUCGUGGUCCGCAACGUCAAGCGCAUCCUCAGCCUUCGGUCCACAACCAGGACGAGAGAUCUGCCGGCCACCACUCUCAGCCAAAUACUUGGCGUCAGGGACAGGGCUCGGGCAAUCACAGUCACGGCCAAGCGAGCCAGCACGUCAACAAGCCAUCGACAACUGCGUACCAAGGUCGCACAAAGAGUCCCGUGCCUCCAACUGGCUACUAUGGCCAACACAAGGGUUCAUACUACCACAACGUGCCUACCUGCCAAGGGCCAGCCGUACCGAAGCACAUUCGCUUUGCGGAACUUUCGCCGCAUCACGAGAACGAGGCCCGAAUGGAUAACUCGGACGAUAGACGCAAUUUGGCCAGCCGGGAGCGCGGUCGCUCUAAUGUCAAUCAACUAGUGCAGCAAGGUGGCCAUAACAGGUCGAAAUCGCCAGCAGUUCAGGUCGUAGGUGAGCGUCGUAGCAACCCAUCGGCGUCUGAAGCGUCGACUUCAAAGGUCCGUGAGCGCAGUCAGAACCGCUCUCGUCGCAACGUACCGGACGAUCAGUCGACAUCGUCGGUCGAGGUUUGCUACGAUAGUCGCCUAGAGGAGCCUCCUCCCGUCCAGGGCCAAGAGUUCCGUCAUCCCAGUUCCCGAGAAAAGCCUCGAGAUCAACGUGAACGAUCUGGAUCGGGACAAGCCGAUCGUCGAGCGUCGGGAAAGAAGAUGCGCCAUAAAACUGCUAAACGUGGGUCAUCGAACGUUGUUGAUGAUUAAUAAAGGAGAGAAUGACUCCGAUCACGCCGAUUCCCGAUGUGAGGAAAAAUGAAAUUUAAGGGAAAAAAAAGGUUUUUUUUCUUUUUGGGUAUUUUCUCUUCCCAACAUUUUUAUCGCAUUUUUUUAAAAACCAUUUGGAUUAUUUUUUUUUUGUGUGUGUUUGGGUCUUGGAACGGCGACUACCUUGUGUCAGUUUCAAGUAUCAAAGUCUGUUUGGGUUUCGAGCGUGUCGGUAUCCUAUAGCUGGCGAGAAUUUCCCCUCUUGCCGAGUUUUAGAGAUGGAAGAAAGCGACGUCUACCAAUAAACAAAUUCUGGCGAGUUAAAAAUA
This is a messenger RNA of Daphnia magna, 1965 nucleotides long. RefSeq names its product RNA/RNP complex-1-interacting phosphatase. The coding region runs from base 173 to 1636 and encodes 487 amino acids. Gene Ontology annotation, molecular function: polynucleotide 5'-phosphatase activity; protein tyrosine/serine/threonine phosphatase activity. The transcript has 10 exons. Lineage: Eukaryota; Metazoa; Arthropoda; Branchiopoda; Diplostraca; Daphniidae. The record is from RefSeq and is a predicted model, not a curated record. Gene Ontology annotation, biological process: protein dephosphorylation.